UGAGUGGUGGAAGAAAGGAAGCUGCGUGGAGUCCCAAAAAUUAAAAUUGCAGAAAAACAGGUCUUAUAAUAAUCAGCUUAAUAGCUCAGGUCUCUUUUUCUCAUUCUGAAGAUUAAACAUCUUCAAGGAACCUAAUCUUUGUCUCUGGUUUUACCUUCGACAAACAAGCACACAUAUUGUUUGUUAAAAAAUCAUCUAUCCCCCAAGAAAAAUGUCUACAGGAUGUCUAAGUUGUUUCAAAGUCAUGUGUUUCAAGAAGAAGCAGAGCAAGAAAGAAGCUAAACCCGUAAAAACAGAGAUAUUGCCAGAGCCAGUUGGAGAAAAAGAAGAUGUAGAAAGAAAAGAAGGUAUACAAGCCAAACCUCUGAGAACAGAGGGAUUGCCAGAGCCGGUAGAAAAGAAAAAGAAAGAUGUAAAAUACAGCGCGUGCAAGAAGAUGCCCGAGAAAUGCAUGUUCAAACCCAAACCAGAAUGGAUCUCGCAUGUAGGCAGCAACGAUGUUGGACCAAAAGUCGGCGAUUUUUAUGGAGAUCACUACGCAGAAACAGAUGACUCUUCUUCGUCAAUGACUAAUGAAUUCAACAAAGUGAAGACCUUUGAUAUACGAGGAGUCAAACUAGCCACAUCCUAGGAAUAAGAGAAGAGGUUCAGAGAUGCAUUGUUCAUCACAUGUAAUCUUAGAGUGGAUAUUUAUGCAUGAAAUUGUACGGCUAUCUUAAUAAUGUUAUCUUGUCUUGAGCCACUGAUUUCUGCUUUUAUGUAUCUGGUUACAUGUUUAUCAAUGCAAGCAUAUU
Arabidopsis thaliana (thale cress) is the source of this 794-nucleotide messenger RNA. RefSeq lists its product as uncharacterized. Bases 212 to 631 code for a protein of 139 amino acids. The record is from RefSeq and is marked reviewed. NCBI's taxonomy places the organism in Eukaryota, Viridiplantae, Streptophyta, Magnoliopsida, Brassicales, Brassicaceae. The transcript has a single exon.